Gilbertella persicaria is the source of this 1462-nucleotide messenger RNA. RefSeq lists its product as uncharacterized. The record is from RefSeq and is a predicted model, not a curated record. The coding region runs from base 35 to 1408 and encodes 457 amino acids. The transcript has 7 exons. NCBI's taxonomy places the organism in Eukaryota, Fungi, Mucoromycota, Mucoromycetes, Mucorales, Choanephoraceae.
CUUUCUUCUCUCUUUCAAUUUCCCGCAAUUUGUCAUGACAGCUUAUAGUACAUUAAGAAAUCCUUUAUUAGAAGACUAUCACACACAUAACUUUAGCAAGAAACUCAAGGACUCUCAGCUGUCACUCAAAGGCUUGUUUAAUCCCGCAGGCAUCCGAAUCUCGAGUCAUCUUGGUCAUCGAAAAAUCGUUCCGUCUUCUCUUUCGAGUUCUAAAAAGGUGAGUUGUGAUCAUGCUGGUCAUUGUCAACAACAACAACAGCAACAACAGCAAUAUCGCUACCUUAUUAAAAACCGUCGUGAGCAGAAUGAACCCUUGGUUCACUAUAAUGGUCCUUAUGAAACUCUUGAUCAAUUACCGGAAGAAAAGUUGGCAUGGAUCACAACAGAGACAUUAGAUAGUCAAGAAUUAAGGCACCCUUUAUUGGACUAUCCGCGCUCUAUUGUGUUUCGUAAACCUUACUAUCGUCAUGCAUCAUCCUUAGGCUACUACAGAUCAAAUGAACAAGCUAGUGUGAAUAAGCCGAGAGCUACUUUUUUCCUACAAGUCAUUAAUCAGAACUCUUCAAAACCAUGUCUUGUUCGCUCUUCUAUGGAAAUGAACAAUCAAGUAUUCUCAGGAUCUUUUGCUGCCAGUCAAAAGUGUGGCAAGCAUGGAUCUCAAACUAAUUUUGAUGAAACUUAUAUUCUAGAUGUGGAUACAUUUUCUACUGCUACUCUUUCGAUUUAUGCACAACCAAAGACUGCAUUAAGUAUGUUAAAUUCCCGCUUUAGUCAGCCUGAAGUUUGUUUGGGAACACAAGAAUUCAAGAUACAGAUGAGACCCUCAGAAAAGAAACUAAAGCGGAUCACAAUACAAGACAAAGAGAGCCAUGAUCAAUAUCAGGUGUUGAUCGUGUUUGGAACUUAUGUGAGCUCACGUGUGAUGACUUUGUUGGACAACAAGCGUAUAUAUGAGGGAUUUCUGACUGUAUAUACCAGAGGGAAAUUAAUUCCACGAUGGACACGUUAUUGGGCUGCUUUGUAUCCCGGUCAUAUUGAAUUGUAUGAUUUUGAAUAUAAAGAGACAAAAGAUCCCCUUUAUAAAAUAUCACUCAAGGCAUUACUGGACGUAUUUCAUCCUCCUACAGAUGACGAUGAAAGAUUAGUGGAUGUUGGGUCACUUGGCUUAGCUUUACAGUUCUCAGAGGAGAGUUUGAUGGAUAAGAUGAUAAACCCUGACUUUGAAUAUCGUAUGUAUAUUCUGCCUGAUGAUCUAGAGAAAUCGCAAGAAUGGGAACAAGCCUUGUUGCAUGCUGCUUCUUUGAUUAAUGAAUUUAGAUAUGAUGAAAGUUACAGUGCCAUAAAAGUAAAUACAGAAGACCAACAGGAUUCAAAGACAACGAUUAUUUAUUCCAAAUUUCUUUGGUAAAAGAAAGGAGCUAUGAUUCUAUCUAUAUAUAUAAAGCCAUGUGUUCUUUUUUAA